AUGUUCAACAAUUUCUUCUUCUGUUGCUCCACUAGACCCAAAUUGAAGUGCGAAAACGAUUCUCAAAAACCCCUUUUGAUCACCAAGGAAGACGACCAUGACGAAUUACACAAUCCGACGAUGGCGAUGGCUUUGCUGUUGACAUCGUGGCUGAAUGGACGUCGGUUAAGGUACUUGAUUCUAGCUCUCUGCUUGCCUUUGCUCAUCCCGAUCGUAUGCGCGAUUUUUCCUUUCCUGUGUGCCGUUGAAAUCUGCUUCCGAUUCUGCCGGCGCGGCCGGAAGCGUUGUCGGCUGAAAUCAGGUCCGCCGCUGGAUGUGGAAGGAGCUGGACAGGUGGUGGUGGUGGUGGAAUGGAAUCUGCUGGAGAGGUAUCUUGAUGAUCAAUUAGGGCUUGCUCUUGAAAUUGCUUGUGAAUGUGAUGAUGAAACUGAUGAUUUUUACAGUAAUCGGAGUUAUCUUUUGUGUUAA
Molecule: messenger RNA, 468 nt
Organism: Lactuca saligna
Lineage: Eukaryota; Viridiplantae; Streptophyta; Magnoliopsida; Asterales; Asteraceae
Source: the annotation of a GenBank genome assembly